Messenger RNA from Pseudomyrmex gracilis, 1235 nucleotides. RefSeq names its product gamma-glutamylcyclotransferase-like. The coding region runs from base 454 to 984 and encodes 176 amino acids. Gene Ontology annotation, molecular function: gamma-glutamylcyclotransferase activity. NCBI's taxonomy places the organism in Eukaryota, Metazoa, Arthropoda, Insecta, Hymenoptera, Formicidae. The record is from RefSeq and is a predicted model, not a curated record. The transcript is spliced from 4 exons.
UUGAAGUAUCGUUCAUCGGUAUUUUACAGCAUUUAUUCUCCCAUUUGUGUCUCUCAUCGCGUUCUCCAAAAACAAUUUAAUUUGUUUGAGCAAAGUUUUGAAUUUUUUUAAGUGAAAAUUUAAAAAACGUUAUUCGUCGAACACACAAAGUUAUCGAACUCAUUUGUAAAAUAAUAAACAUCUCUAAACAAUAAAUUUCUAGACAGUUACACAUUUUACAUUUUUCAUUUCGUCCUAAUCCUUGAUAUUGUGCGUCUUUCGAAAAACAGAAGACGUAAGAUCUGUACAAACAUUUAAUUUGAAUCAGAUAAGCGUAGGUAGAUAUCGCUGUUUUUUCUGGGUGUGAUUUAAUUGGUGAACAACCGGCACCGGUGCGGUAUCGAACGAUAAUCAAAAUUUCGCGAGAGUGUUGCACAAUUUUCAAACCGAUUAAACGCCAAGAUCGCGUGAAAAAUGUCUAACAAGUUUCUGUAUUUCGCAUUCGGUAGUAAUUUACACGCCAAAAGAAUACGGCGAAACAAUCCGACUGCGGUGAAGAGAGACAUCGGUUACAUAAAGAAUUUUAGACUAGAUUUUAACACGUAUUCCGAACUGUGGCGCGGAGCGGCAGCGACGAUCGUGGAAACCGAUGAUUCGGUUGUAUGGGGUGUGAUCUGGGAGAUAGACAAUUGCGACUUGUCCGCUCUGGAUCGUCAAGAAGGUGUUUCAAAUCAAAUAUAUCGUCCAUUGUUUGUGGAUGUUGAAACUCCCGACGGUACGAUCCACAAUUGCCGAGUGUAUCAACAAUGCGACAAUCCGAAGGAACACGUGAAACCGGCGGAUCUUCCGACGAACAGAAGACCCUCGCCACUUUACAUAAACUUGAUAGUAAAAGGUGCGGAAGCGAACCAACUUCCUGCUGAUUACGUAAAAUUCUUGAAAAGCGUUCCCCACAACGGAUACGAGGGAGAAUACGGUAUCAGCCUUUCUCUGAAUCAAGAUUGACGUCUAUGAUGGUUUUGUUAUGCGCAUUCUUUUGGUAAUACGGAUCGAGAAUCACAUGUUCCAGCGCGGUCUGAGCCGUCAUUUCGUCUAGUUUGCGUCGGGGGAUCUUCAGUUUCAAAUACUGUCUCUUGUUCAUCUGAUGAUCAACGUGUACGCAUUUAUGGAAAAAAACGUAAAACAUGUGUCGUUUUGAUACAAACGUAACAUUUUUUGUAUGUAAAUAAGUUGAAAAUAAAAAAAUAUUUACAAUA